This is a messenger RNA of Linnemannia hyalina, 6057 nucleotides long. Lineage: Eukaryota; Fungi; Mortierellomycota; Mortierellomycetes; Mortierellales; Mortierellaceae. The record is from the annotation of a GenBank genome assembly.
AUGGCGUCCAUCAAGAAACCGCAGCAGCUAGGGAUAUUCAGGACAAACUCGGACUCACAACCCACAUCAGCAUCAACUACAACAACCUCAAAUACAACAACAACGCAUCGCUCUGUCAAUGUCCAAAAGAUCACCAGCCUCUCCAACCAACUCACCUCUUCGUCUUCAGCUGCCAGCAACACCAACAAUGGCCGUAACCUCAGCCUCGCGCAGCUAUGGUCUCAAUGUGCCUCUCUAGUCGCUUAUACUUCUUCAGUCGCCACAGAAGCCAUGAUUGAUUUGGUCCGUAAGGAUGCAUUGGACUGGAACGAGGCUCUCCAGGGAUUCGAGAACGCGCUGUCAACAGCUCAGGGUCAGGCUCUCGCCAACAUGAUCCAUUCCCUCAGCAACCUUCUCAUCUCUGCAGCUGAGAUGGCUUCGGGAUCUGUGAAGUCGAAAGUCCAUAUCAGCAAGAGCGUCUUUACGACCAAGAACAAUCGACACCCAUUCAUCGCCCUUAUCAUGACAAACUCUCAAAUGGAGUCGAUUCUCUUCACAGAGAUGGACAGGAUCCUAGACCACCUCCCUGACUCGCCGCAGUAUCGGAUCGCCGCCUUCGAUAUUCUCUCCCCUUUCUUGGACUUUUGUCUUCUGGAUCGCCAUGAACGAACCCUCAUUGCCUCAAGUGCUACCGUCCUGUGGGUCUCAAAAACAUUGAACGCCUGCAUUUACGACGAGGACCUCAGGCCGUUUGUCACACACCUCCUGGAUUACCUAUGCUCAGUCCCCACUCGGUUCCCUCUCGACCGAUCACAGCCAAGCGCCACACUGCAGUCAUCCCUCCGGACACUGGUCGACUUUUACUGUCUACCCUCAACACAAUUGGCCCUGGACGCUGAAUACAAGGCAGAGUUUGGUGGACGGAUCUUGAUGGCGCUUCUCUCCUGGAUGGCGGACUUGAGACGAUAUGGGCUCCCGACCUUCCCUCUGAUGCUGACGGCUCAGGCGCUUUUCAGGAGCAGGAAAGGCUAUACAGCACCCUCUUUGUCGUUCAACACCCUCUGGCCGCUUCUUUCGUUCCUGCUGAUGAACUCGCCUACAGUGGAUGAGCAGCGAGUUUUGGUCAGCUGGAUGCAUGCAGUCAUGACGACGACCGAGGAACACGUGGAAGCCAUGAUCGCCAACCUCGCCUUCCUACCCAUCUUUCAGGUCAUGGGCGAGUCGCAAUCGGAGGACAUCAGCAAGAAGUGCGCCGACAUCUUGCAGAAGCUGGAGACCAUCCCCAAGACAACCAACACGACUUUGGUGGCGGAGAUUGAGCUCAGGGCAACCUCGGGUGUGGCCGCCAUGAUUCAGACAGAGGUGGCUCACUUGCGCCGUAAUUGGAGUGUUUCCGAAGACGAGCAGGACAUGGAAGAAGAAGAGGCAGAUGCAGGAGAGACGUUGUUCUCACUAGGCGACGACGACACAUUCGCUAGCUUGAUUUUGACGACCUACAUGUUCCAUCCGGACGAGAUCAAACGGAUCGAUGCCAUGACACGGCAGGCGCAGGUGGAAGAAGGUCGGCUAGUCACCCUUGUUCUGUUCAUAUACGUGCUCAGAGUCGACUCGUCGCCAUUGGUCAAGCUGCACUUGCUUCAGGAGGCUAUUCCGUCCCUGGUCACUUCCAAGGAUGAGAUGGUCACGGCCAAGGUCCUGCGCACUAUCUUGACACUCAUCCACGGCGUCCCUAACGCUCCCUCUGGCACCAAGAUCAUGAACACUCAUAUGGGUGCUGUAGGCGUCAGGAUCCUGUUCUUAAUCUGGAAGCGUCAACCUCGUGUCUGGAAGACUCUCCGCCAUGUCAUCCACAGCUGGGUUGAGAGUCGUCCCCGACUUUUCAAGACCCCCUUGAAGGGCGAGCCUGAAUACGACAUGGAAGUUGCUGUCCUUGCCACCAUCAGGGAUAUUUGUGCAUACGAUACAGCAGGAUACGCCGAGGUUCUCAUCCCGUUCUUAGCCAACCUGCUUGGCUCUGUUGAACUCUACGCCUCAUCGAUAUGCACCAUCAUCGAGACUAUGAACCUCACUGUCGAGGCUGAAGUCGUUGAGCCACGAGCUGCUUGGAAUGUUUUGCUAUGUCAUGUCGGCGAACAUGCAUCGAGGACAAUGCACCCAGGAAUGCUACAGGAGAUGUGCGUCUUUUACGGCAUUGUUGGAUCCAGGAAUGAAGAUACCCAGGUGUACUUGGAUCUGCGGGAGGCUGUUUUGGUCAAUUACAUUCAGCCGCUUUUGACCUCAGAGGAUCCCGAAGUAUUGGCAGCGGCACUGAAGGCACUGGGUUGCUUUACAGCUCCUGAAAUCGCAUCGGUUCUGCCCACCGAGUCUCCUUCGCUAUACAUACGGGAGAAGGUUCUUGAAGCAAACGACACCCUGGUCCUUGACGAGUACUCAUUCAUCUUGGAGAAAUUGGUCCGCUUCGAGCUGUCCAACAUGCGUCGCGGACUAUUCAAGGAAGCUGGGUCAAAGAAGAUUGUCGACUCUGCCUCGGGAACCCAGGAGCUCGACAGGCUUCAGGGUGUGCUCUCGGUCGUCGCUGGCAACAUUCUUCAAAAGUGGCAGUCAGGAGAUGUCAACCCGGGUCUUCGUAUCGGAUACGCACUCUCGAGUCUGCUUUGCUCGGCCGUGGUUGAGAAGCCUGUGGAUGGUGUCAGCGAGGAGGGAUCGGCAGAAGCUAUUCGGGCUAGGCAGAGUUACAGGAAUGUGAUGACAGCGGUCAAGGAUGUUGCGCUGACGGAUCAUUUGAUCGAACGUAUCUCGGCACUGGAAGGAUGGACAGCACUUUUCGACAAUAUGUGGGUGCCCAGUGAUGAUGUUCAGACCCAGACGAUUGCCGAGAUCCUCAUUGCGGACCUCUAUAAGAAGAUAACGGAUGGAUAUGUUCCUGCCCACUGCGCCAAUGCACUCUUCGCCAUCACAGGCCUUAUCCUGUCAUUGCAUCGCCAUGCGCACCCCGCCUCGACAGUUCAGAGCUCAGUGCUGGCCAAGCAGCUCCUCCAAGACUUUGUUCGGCCUGAGACUAUGUCUGAUAUCGGCGGCAGCGACGAGGUUCAAUUUGCGGUCCUGGUGUCUUUGAGUUUCAUCACUCCAUUGGCAGCUGUCGACGAGAAACUGGUCGCCUCGGUCCUUGGCGUCUUUACCGACUCCCUGGAUGAGGAUGCCGUCAACUCUAAUUCCUCGAGCGAUAUCACGAGCUGGGCUAGUUUCGGCGUAGGAUGGGCAUUCUGCAACCUACUGGCUGGACUUGUGGGCUCACCCACGAAGACGGCCGAGCUGAACGCAAUCUGCAACGAUACCCUCCUCCGUCUACUGACCAUUUUUGAGCUCAACACGGCAUCGUUUGCACUGACCCUGGGACUCUUAAUGGCUUUCCCAAGACUCUCAGUGGCCAUUACUUCUUCAGCCUCACCAGGAUACAGGGACGGGCAAGGCGGUGAUGAUGCGGCGGCUAUUCAAAAGAUCAAGGAGAUGGCGAGACAGGAUUUGGAGAAGUUUUUGGAUAGCCAGCAGCAGGCUUUGUCUGCGCAGAAGCUGGCAAGGCUCUUGGGUGCGCCCUGGGUCCUGGCAUUUUCAGAUAGGACAGAUGCUUCGCCUGAGGAGCGGCAAGGUGAUACGGGACUCUUGGAUCGCGCCUUCCUUGCUGCCACUGGACGCCGCGAUUUGCAGUCCCAGUUGGUUCAUUUCACGGUUCCCUUCUGCCAUAUGAUCCACACCAACUUGGACGCCCGCAACCCAUCCUCGAGCGAGAUCUCGCUCCUCACCGGCAGGAUCCACUCGCUCGUCAACCUCAUCCGGAUCACGCCCACCUCUGCCGCCCGUCACACUGCAGUCAUUGCUCUUGGCUCACUCUUCGGAAUCGACUGGUGUCAGGGCCCCACUGUUGCUUCUGUUGGAAACCACGGUCUGUUCUCGUACCUCACGAAUUCUACCAACCCUACUGCCAUGGCGUCGGUCACCAACUCUGCACUGUCGACGUUAACUGAGUUGAGCGGACUCUUUAUCUCCAUUGCCGCCGGUGCGGGUGCGGGCGACGCUACAGCGGGAACCGGUACCGCCGCAGUUUUCGCAACCAUUCUCCCAAGCUCCAAGGUCACGCCCAACCCCAAAUCGAUGUUGAUGCUCCAGGAUCUCAAGGCCGGACGCCUAUCAGCCAUGGUGCUCGGUCACAUCGCCUGUCACUUCCAGCGCCUGGGCCAAGUCGACACCGGAAAAGUAAUCGGCACCAGCAGUGAGCCCAAGGACUACGCUCGCCUGCCCGUCUCGACCUCCUGGUUACGCGCGCUGUGGGAUGGGCUUUGGGAGCCCCUCCAGAUGGGUACUGCCCAGCGGGCACUCAAGAGCUAUGCCAAGAGUUUGGAAUUGCUGCUGUAUACGGUUCACAGUUUACCGACGCCCUUGCCGGCGGUCAAUUGGUUCCCGCUGUUGACGCAGUUGAUGAGUUUUGAGCCUUCUUUGAUGGCGCCCGCGGUUCUGAUGGCUUCGAAGCAUGCGACAACGUCGACGUCGUUGAUGGAGUUUUUGAUUAUGAGCCUGUCGAACUUUAAGGUUAAGGAUGGGUCCCGGGUCGACAGUGCUGAUGCCGUCACUGCAGAGGAGUUGUUUGUGGGUGAGGAAGGCCUUGGAAGGAUCUUGACACUGGGUGGGUUGCCGCUGCUGGUCCAGGGCGAGGAUCAAGCGUUGGCAGAGUUGGAUAAAGUCCGUGGGUUGGAUGGGUUGGCCAAGAAGGUCACCUUGCCAGGGUCGCGUGUUGUGGAUUUGGUCGAGAAGCUGUUUAGGGUCUUGUUCUUCAACGCCAAUGGCACGAUCAAGACUGAGGAGGAUCCAGAGGUAGAAGUCUUGCAGUUGGUGUUCUUGGAUACGCUGGGUCACCAUAUGCGUCGACCUCGUUCGUCUGCUGGACCUAAUCGCACUCGAUUGUCAAAUCAGCCUGCCUUGUCCGAUGAUGCCAAGGAACUGUUGGGCGAGCUGCGUGCGGUGGUGUUGAGGGUGUUCUAUCAGCUCUCAUUCACACGGUUCUUGACAGGGCAGCGCGUCUUGCGUCGAUUGGCCGAUCUGUCGUUGAUGUCAAUUUCACACCUGGAUGCUGCUCAGUUGAACCUCUCGGGAUCUGUGGUGGACCAGCCAGAUGCCGGGGCACGCGUUCUCAAGGAGGCUAUCGGGGUCGCAUCCUUAUACCGAGCUGGAUACCUGACCUCCCAACAAGAAGGUCGCCUGACCCAGGUCGCUCAAUCUGCGUUACUGAUCCUCAGCCGUGACACUCAUGAGGCUGUCCACGAGUCCACCAACAAACGCCUUGCAGAGUCGGCAAUCUCUGUUCUCCUCUACGCCAUGAACGCCGGCAUCGGCGAAAGACCCACCACCGAACCCAUCACAGAAGCCCAGCUGCGCAAGACAAACACUUUACGUCUGACAUGGCUCCAACGGAUCUUAGACCUUCUUGUCUUAUUGUCGAGCCAGUCGGAGGUCUACACCAACGGGCUGACACUGUUGCUUGGAGGUGCCGUCCUGUUGUGGUGGGAGGAUCCUAUGGAGUCCAGGUCUGCUCUUCAAACAUUUGGCUUUGCUCCAGUGUCAGCAACCUCAGAAGGUCAUGGCGCUGCAGGUCGUGGGGAUGAUGCUGAGGCAUUGCUGCUGUCGAUGGCGGACGAUCACGAACACGAGCAGGAGAGUGGCUCAGGUGCGGCGGCACUCAGCAUGGACGACAACAUUUUGGAGGACGAUAUGUUCGAGCAGUGGCAUAGUCGGUUCCAGCAGAGCGUGUCCUUGGUAAUGACCGACAACGACAACGACGGCGAGCAGGGAUACCGUCAUCGGGCAGUGUCAGACCGCCUGUCGUUGAUUUUGCCCGAUGUUGUCAUGACAGCUCGCGCCGGAGUGACCGUGUCGGCGGCAGCAGCGAGUGAUAACCAGAUUGCUAGUCGACUGCUGAGAAUGGCGCUGGAUCCUCAGAUGGGCGCCUCGCAACGACAGUUCCUGGUGGUUUUGCUCCGUCGUAUGGAGGAACUGGUCCCCAGUGGUCAAAGCUGGGUCCUGAAAUAA